AUGGCUAAAGAGGCGUCGUCCAGCUCUACGUCUUCACUCCGCAACAGAACGCAAUACCAAUCAUUAAUCCAAGAAAAAGGCGCUGAGCAAACGUCAUCACUCUCACUCCCGACCACGGAUGACAGACGUGACAGCCCUGUCGAGUCAAGCAGCGUCAGUGCACAAUGUCUCCACGCGAUCGAGCCACAAGAGGAUCCGAGCGGUCCAGGCGCCCCGCCAUUCAGAUGCCAAAGCUGCAAAGAGCUCGACGCUGCCAUUGAGAAGCACCGCAUCGCCUAUGCAGCACACGCGGUCAACAAGGAUGACCGGACCCUGAAGAAAGCGUCGCGUUUGGCCGCCAUGGAGGUCCGCAGCCUGAAGAUCAGGCGCUUCAACAAUGCCAUAGUGAAAGAGCAAGGAGAAAAAGAAAAAGAAGAGGCCACGCUGGAAAGUGUCGAGGCGGGAACCCAAGACGAAGAGGAGACGCCACCAGGUGCCCGCUCUCCCAAACGCUCAUCGCUGGAUCUAGACGACGUCGACCCUUCUUCCGCUCCCCAGCACCGCAACAACAACAACCCCGCCAAACGUGUCAAGUUUGCUGCCCCGUCUGACCUCUCCCCUCCGCGCCAGUUCUCCCGCCGCAACCACAACAACUUCGACCGCUCGUCGCCGGCCUACCGCCCAGGAGCGUACGCCAGCACGACCGCCCGUCCCCACGUCGACACCAGCGGCUACCGCCUGUUGUACGCCCAGUUCUACGCCGCCGACGACAGCCUCGAAAACGAUGUCUUCACCUUCAGCAGCUCCAGCAACGGCACCCCCUCCCCCACCCACGACGAGGACCAAGACGCGGACCAGGACGAGGACGAGGACCAGCAGCAGCAGAGGCAGCGGUCGCGCCGCCGCCGCGCCCCUGGCCCCCCACCUCUCCCAAUUGAUCCAGCACGGUACGAAACCCCGUCCAUAACACUAACCACGCCCUCAGGGCUGUCGCACACACUACUCGGCGCGCGUCUGCACGCCCUCCGACCUCAGUCCCGCAAACCGCACCACCCCCUUCCCAGCCGCACGCGCAACCGCACCCGCAACCGCGCCACCAUCACCUGCACCCUCGCACAAAAACUCCCCCUCAUCACGCUCACAGACUCCACGCAGCACACGCUUCUGCUCUUCUCGCGGCGUCUUGCGCGCGCUGCUCGCACCGCUGGAAAAAAGCGCCCUGUCGACGGCGUCCGGGUGAAAGACGAGACGGGGGCGUGGCGGCGCGGCUGGCUAACAUGCGUGUUUUUAUUUAGGGGCGAAGUGCGUCUGCGGCGGAGGAGCGGGCGGGGCGAACGGAGCGGGCGGAGUGAGCGUGUCGAGCGUGCCCAGCGUAAUGAGCUUAGUGAGCACAGCGAGCCUAACAAGUUGGACGAGCAAGGCGAAUAUAGCGACCUGGACGAACUUAACAAGCCAGACGAGCGUAGCAAGCAGAACAAGCGUAACAAGCAGACCAAACCCUCUUUCCCCGUAGCCGUUCCCGAACCUCUAGACCUAGAUUUGGCUACCUCUCCUCCUUCAUCACCCCCUUCUGAGAAGGAGGGGAGGAAGGAAGACAAGACGCCAGCACCACCGCCCCCCCGCCCCCGACGCAGGCGCCCCCUCAGGCGCUCGGACGCGUUUGUGCUGCAGGUGAGCGAUUGCAGUGACUGCGACUGCGACGAUGCGUUGGCUGGUAGUUUGGCGCUGCGGUCGCGGGCGCGUGGGGAUGGGGGCGGUGGUGGUGGUGGUGGUGGUGGAGAGGGUGUUGGUAUUGACGGGAAUGAGGAGGGUAAACAUGAGCGUGUUAGUAAGGAGGAAGAAGGGCAGAUGCGGGAGAUUAUUCGGCGGCUGGCGCAGAGUUGA
Messenger RNA from Aplosporella prunicola CBS 121167, 1863 nucleotides. RefSeq lists its product as uncharacterized. NCBI's taxonomy places the organism in Eukaryota, Fungi, Ascomycota, Dothideomycetes, Botryosphaeriales, Aplosporellaceae. The transcript is spliced from 3 exons. The record is from RefSeq and is a predicted model, not a curated record. Bases 1 to 1863 code for a protein of 620 amino acids.